Plodia interpunctella (Indianmeal moth) is the source of this 2203-nucleotide messenger RNA. It is a transcript of the gene serpin-6, whose product is annotated as serine protease inhibitor 88Ea-like. Bases 165 to 1403 code for a protein of 412 amino acids. Gene Ontology annotation, molecular function: serine-type endopeptidase inhibitor activity. The record is from RefSeq and is a predicted model, not a curated record. The transcript has 8 exons. NCBI's taxonomy places the organism in Eukaryota, Metazoa, Arthropoda, Insecta, Lepidoptera, Pyralidae.
GAGUUAGUCUGACUUCGGAGUUCGAUACGACGCAACGUUACCUUUCGCUUUUGCUAGCCUUUUUUUACGUAUUUUAAAUAUUGUUUUAUAUUAAGUGGAUCCUGAUAAUCGAAAACAUCUAUUUUCGACCGUGUUAUUAAAAAACGCUGCGUUACUGAUACAAUAUGCUGAAGUUAGCAGCUGCGGUUCUGAUAAUUGCAACGACAGUACACUGUCAAUGUUUUUACAAAGAUGAUUCUUCAAAGAAGUUGGAUCCCGAUGCCAAGACUAUGCUGUACCGUGGCCAGCUCGAGUUCACUCUAAACCUUUUCAAUGCAAUUAAUAAAGCAGUUCCCAAUGACAACAUCUUCUUCUCGCCCUUCUCUGUAUAUCACUCUUUACUAUUAGCAUAUUUUGCUACUGGAGGAAAUACAGAACAAGCACUUAAGAAGUCAUUGCAGAUUGAUGACAAAUUGGAUAAAAUCAACUUGAUGACAGCGUACAAGGUGGACAAGAGGUCGCGGCUGGUGAACAAUAACAGCGACAGCUACGAGUUCUCGAGCGCCAACAAGCUGUUCGUGGACGACGCGCUGCCCGUGCGCCAGUGUCUGCUCGACAGCCUCGCCGAGGAGCUGCAGACGCUGAACUUCCAUGAAAACCCUGAAGAAUCUCGCCAAUACAUCAACGACUGGGUGGCUCGCGUCACGAAGAACAACAUCAAGAACCUGUUGCCUGACGACGCAGUCUCGGAAGCCACCAAACUCGUGUUAGCCAACGCCGCUUACUUCAAGGGAGUCUGGGCAUCCAAGUUCCCCGCAGAAAGGACCAGAAAAGAGGCCUUCUUUGUUUCUGAGACGCGCCAGACAUUGGUACCUUUCAUGAAACAGAAGGGCACUUUCCACUAUUCGGUAAAUGAUGAGCUCGGCGCACAAAUAUUGGAGCUUCCGUACAAGGGCAAUGACAUCAGUAUGUACAUUUUGCUGCCUCCUUACUCCAUGAAGGAAGGAGUGACGAACAUCAUCGCCAACCUGACGCCUGAGCGGCUGUCGGCGGUGGUGGAGGAGGGCUACAUGGGCCGCGAGGUCAUCGUGGAGAUCCCCAAGUUCACCAUCGAGAGGAGACUGCCGCUCAGAGAGGUAUUGGAGACCCUCGGAGUGGGCGACCUGUUCAAUGCCACAGCCGACUUCAGCACUCUCACUGAAUCUCAGGGCGUGCUGUUUGAUGACGCGGUGCAUCAAGCCAAAAUACAAUUGGACGAAGAAGGCACGGUGGCGGCGGCCGCCACGGCCAUCUUCGGGUUCCGGUCGUCGCGGCCGCUGGAGCCGAGCCGCUUUGUGGCUAACUUCCCCUUCGUUUACCUCGUCUACCAGCGCCCCACCGCCUCCGUGCUCUUCAUGGGCGUCUACAGGGACCCCAAGAAGUAAACGUGUGUUUCAUCUCCCUCUCUUUCUCAUCUGAGUGGAGCCCAGGUUCCGCCUUCCUACGUUUCGUCUCCACGCACGGUCGGCAUCAUUAAAAGGGAAAAUGCGAAGAAAUGGAAGGGAAAAUGGAAAAUGCGAGGCUUAUUAUAGAAAUGCUAUUAUUCCAAACCCUGGCUUAGGGGAUUUGCAAACAAUAGUAGUUUAGGUACACCAUACAUUUCCUUAGAUUAUUCUUAAGGCCUGUUUCACCGUUAAAGCUGAUAAAGUAUCUGAUAGUCUAUAAAUAUCAUAUAUAAUAGAAAGUGCUAAAAAUUGUGGUUCACAAGUAUUGGAAACUGGCUUAGGUUAGUUUAUCUGUUAGAUUACAAAUUUGUAUAUUUUCAGAAAGUGGUGAAAAAGGCCGUUAGGCUGUUUGUCUACAAAUAAAAUCUACAAUUUCGGGACUGUUUUUAAAUAUGGUAAACCAUAUUUACUGUGAAGCAUAGGUAAUAUAUAUCUAUCGACAUUCUUUUAUCCCGGACCAUUUUCCCAAUCUCAAAGGUUGUGAAAAUUUUGGUUGAACGUUCACAGAAGCUCGACAAGACACAAAAGAGUGUUAAUUAAUAAAUCGUCACAGUACAUCAUUAACUGACUGGUGUGCGUCCGCGAACAUGUAAAGUGAAGUAAAGGAAAUAUUAUAGAUACUGUAUGGCGGCAACCCACCGUUGUUAUACUAAUACAUGGAUAUAAUAACUAAUAACGUAUUUUUAAAAAGGAUUGUAAACAUCGGAAAGCGAAAAUAACGAAUUAUAAAACUUAGAAAA